Trypanosoma rangeli is the source of this 621-nucleotide messenger RNA. Its product is annotated as translocon-associated protein subunit beta. The record is from RefSeq and is a predicted model, not a curated record. The coding region runs from base 1 to 621 and encodes 206 amino acids. Gene Ontology annotation, cellular component: endoplasmic reticulum. The transcript has a single exon. Lineage: Eukaryota; Euglenozoa; Kinetoplastea; Trypanosomatida; Trypanosomatidae.
AUGCAAGUCAUGCGGUGGGUGCUACUUGUCUUUGCUUUAUUCGCUGCCACAGCUGUGGGUUCCGAGGCGCAGUCCGAUGCGCUGCCGUUUCUCUUUGUCUCCAAGUCUGUCUCAGAUGAUUACGUGGUAGCUGACAGCAGCGUGGAGUUCACCGUCAGUGUUCAUAACUACGGCCAGAGCCCUGCAGUGAAUGUCACAAUCACAGACCUGUUGGUAGACGGCACUACACGUACAAAACGUGUAGACAUUCUUUCCUUUGGGGAGACUGCUGUGCUAAAAUACACCGUUACACCGAAAGACCUUGGAAACUACCCCGUUGGUGUCGCUGAGGUGACAUAUGCCCUGCAGAAAGGGAUGCCUGCCACACAAAAGGCGUACAGCAAUGUCAUCCGCGAGGGCAAUGCAUACUUUUUGGGGGAUAACUACGACGACGAGAGUUUUCGUGGUGUUGUUUCGGUUGUGACGCGGGAGCGCUACGAUCGUUUACAUAAGCGAUAUGCCCGUGAAAUUGUGGCGUACAGUAUUCUCUGCGUUAUUCCUGCACUCUUUCCGUUCUUCGUGUAUCGCGCAGAGCAGAACCAGGUGGAUCUCCUGAUUCGCCGAUCCAAACUCGCUAAAUAA